AAAUCAUGAACCCUGAAUUUGAUGAUCAGGAUCAAUUUGUACUCCUCUCCCAGUACUAUCCUGACGGCUUAUUCACACAGUUUCCCCCCACCCCACAACAACAACAAGAUGCAGCAGGCAGCAACCCGAAGCCCCGGAGGAGAAGGCGCAAGAGCAAGUUGGGAGAUGAUGACGUGUCAGCAGUGGCCCGCAAGAGGAAAUUGAGCGAAGAACAAGUUCAGAUGCUGGAGAUGAGCUUCGGGAACGAGCACAAGCUCGAGUCCGAGAGAAAGGACAGGCUGGCUGCUGAGCUGGGCCUCGACCCUCGCCAGGUGGCAGUCUGGUUCCAGAACAGGCGCGCCCGCUGGAAGAGCAAGAAGCUCGAGGAAGAGUAUGCUAAGCUCAAGUCACAGCACGACUCGGCCGUCCUCGAGAAAUGCCGCCUCGAGUCCCAACUAAUGAAGCUGAAGGAACAACUGGACGAAGCGGAGAAGGAGAUACAGAGGCUAUCUGAGAGGUCAGAUGGGUUUUCUAGUAACAGCCCGUCAUCGUCGUUUUCGAUGGAGCCGCCUUUUCUUGGUGAAUUUGGAAUGGAAGGUUUGGAGAAUAUGAUUCCUCAGAAUAAUAAUGCCUAUGCUAAUGCCUCUGAAUGGGGUAGUCUCUACUGGUCAAACAAUUAUUAGGGUUAAUUAAUUUGGGAGGAUUUCAUAUAUAUGUAGAUAAAUAGUUGUAUUAAAUUGGGCUUUUAAUUUUAGGUGUGUUAAUUGUGUUUAAUUAAGGGUAGUGAUUGCCAAUUAUCAGAUAGUAAUUAAUUGUGGAAUGUUAAUUAUUAGCUAGCUUGGUAUUGUGUACUUUGUUGGUGCUUUUAUUCUCUUUGUUUUUUAGCACACAUUGUGGUUUAAAAAUGUAAGAGAUGGGGACUAAUCAAUUCUCAGUAUACAUCGAAUGGGGCUG
This is a messenger RNA of Striga asiatica, 933 nucleotides long. Lineage: Eukaryota; Viridiplantae; Streptophyta; Magnoliopsida; Lamiales; Orobanchaceae. The record is from the annotation of a GenBank genome assembly.